Messenger RNA from Heterotrigona itama, 11269 nucleotides. The record is from the annotation of a GenBank genome assembly. NCBI's taxonomy places the organism in Eukaryota, Metazoa, Arthropoda, Insecta, Hymenoptera, Apidae.
AUAAAUAUAUGUAUAUAUAUAUAAAAUAGGAGGCAAGGAUUUUUAUAAAGUGAAUUCUUUCAUACGUUGGUUAUGUGCAAUGCCGAGAUGCUGCAAUGAAAACAAGGCAGUGAGUUCGGUUGGCACUAGUCGGGAACAUAAUACAGAAGAUAUUUUAUUAACACAGAGUCGUUCUUUUACAAUUGGAAAUCAGUUGGAAUUAGAAGAAGAUCCACCAAUUGUUGAGAAAUCACACAGAAGAGUAAGGUGUGAUCUAAGUCCAGUUCCAACAAGCACAAGUACUAAUUUGAAUAUAAAGCUUUUAAGUAUUAAGGGAGAUAGAAACACUCGUCAAGAUCAAGUGGACACUGGAUCUGGUGGGUACAGAGAACGGAAAAAAGAAAUUAAAAAGAGAGCAGCUAUAGGCAAUACAGUGCGUGGAUUUCUCUCAUCUGGCCACAGCAGGCAGGACAGGUAUGAGACAAAUAGACAACAAUCUUCGGGCGGAAGUGGCCUGUCAAGUUUAUGUCCAAAGCUGGUGGCCAGUGGAGGUGGUGGUAAUCAGGGUGGGAUUAGUCUAUCAGUGGGCCACUUAGCCUCUCAGGAAGGAGCAGGUCCUUGUUCUGUUGUAACCACUCAAAGGAUUCAUAACCACACACAUAAUCAUAAACGCCAAAGAAAAUUAUCUAUUGUUUCACAAGCUGGCACUAGUGCCCAUAAUUCUGGUGAUAGAAAGACAUCAAAUAUAAACCGUUCCUCUACACCAAUUUGCAAGAAACAAAUACGAUCACAAAGAACAGAUCUUACUGAUUCAUUAUCUAUAACAAGUAACGGAAUCGCUAGUAAUUCACCUUCUUCUAAAAAGAAAGUUUUAUCUGCAUUACGAAUUUCUGAAAAAUCAUCAUCUCGAAAUCUCAAUUCGCCAUCUUUAGAUCAUGAAAACGACCGUAGUUUUAGCGAUGCAGAGGAAGCUAUUACAGCAACAGAAAAUGUCUGCAAUGUGCCAGGAUCCACUUCCACACCAUCGACACCACUUAGUCGACUGAAAUCAAAAAGAUCGGACGAAGAUGAAACGAGUAUGGAAUGCAAUAUUAGUGAAGAAGGUGCUGAUUUGUCACAGAACACAUCAGACAAAAAAGAAUCAUUAGAUCCUAAUGAACAAAGGACAUCUACAUCAGAAUGUUUCGAAUUUUCUAAAACUUCGAAUAUUACAAGAAAAAUAUCAACAAAUAGUAUUGAAGAAGAAAUAAGUACACAGAAUAAACAAAAAUUAUUUUCCUCUUCUUCUACAAGUACGAAAUCCACUGAAUGCAAAUCUAUAAAAUCUAGAAGUAAAUAUGUUACAGAAAAGAUGAUUGAACAACAAAAUAAUAAAAAUUUAAAAGAAGCAAAUAUGGAAAAAAACAUAGAUACAACUUUGGCUACAGAAAUGAAUUCAACAGUAAAUAAAAAUAAUGAAAAAACAAAACAGAAAACGUCUAACGAAGAAUCAAAAUCUACUAAUAUUGAAGAGAUUGAAAACUUGGCCAAAAAUUUGGAAAAAAAUAUGAUAGAUGAUAGAAAGAAUACGCAACAAAGUGAAGAAAAGAUAAAAAGUUCAAGAUUUGUAACAUCAAAAGUAUCAGAAGAAAUUAUAGAUACUGAGGUUAAGGAUAUAGAGGCCCAAAGAGAAGUAGAAGAAGAAGUAACAAUAUACGAUGAUGAUAAUGGCACCAGUAUCAGUGAUAUUGUUGCUGCUCAAGCGCUUCAUGAAUCUCUGAGUAAAUUAGGAAAAGUGCCACCAUUAGAUACAGAAAUGGAGAAUGUCAAUAAUACAAGCACGCAAGACGAAACCAAAAUGGUGAAAGAAGAAAAAGAAGAGAUGGCAAAAGAAGUCGUGCAAGAAGAAACGGUUGAAGGAUUUAUUGGUCCUUUACUUGAUGAAAAUUUCAAAGCAGAUGAAAAAUUAACGCAGAAAACAAUGGCUAUGGAAGAAGUACGAAAUUUAUUAAUGAAAGUUAAAGUGCAAACUGUUGAAGAUGAUGAUGACGAAGAAAAGGCCAUAGGUAUAUCACCAGAUGGUAGAUUUUUAAAAUUUGAGGAGGAAAUUGGUAGAGGCAGCUUUAAAACUGUAUACAGAGGUCUGGACACUCAAACUGGUGUAGCUGUUGCUUGGUGCGAAUUGCAGGAAAAAAAAUUAAAUAAAACAGAAAGGUUAAGAUUUCGAGAGGAAGCAGAAAUGUUGAAAGGGUUACAACACCCAAAUAUUGUUAGGUUUUAUGAUUAUUGGGAAGUUACACUUACACGCAGAAAAUAUAUUGUGUUGGUCACUGAACUUAUGACUUCAGGAACAUUGAAAACGUACCUAAGACGAUUUAAAAAAAUUAAUCCAAAAGUAGUAAAAUCUUGGUGUCGACAAAUUUUGAAAGGCCUCAGUUUCUUACAUUCGAGAUCACCACCAAUUAUUCAUCGUGAUUUAAAAUGUGACAAUAUUUUUAUAACUGGUACUACAGGAAGUGUAAAAAUUGGCGACUUGGGACUUGCUACUCUUAAAAAUCGAAGUUUUGCAAAAAGUGUUAUCGGAACUCCUGAAUUUAUGGCACCAGAAAUGUACGAAGAACAUUACGAUGAAUCUGUUGACGUUUAUGCAUUCGGAAUGUGUAUGCUUGAAAUGGCUACUAGUGAAUAUCCAUAUUCAGAAUGUACUGGACCGGCACAAAUAUAUAAACGUGUAGUAUCGGGUGUAAAGCCACAGAGCUAUGAUAAAGUGGAAAAUCCAGAAGUACGUGAGAUUAUAGAAAUGUGUAUUCGUCUAAAGAAAGAAGAACGACCCUUAGUUAAAGAUCUUUUAAAUCACGAAUUUUUUGCGGAUGAUGUUGGAUUAAAAUUAGAAAUGGUUUCGAGAGAUUCGGCCGUAGCGGAUGCUGAAUUAUCGCGCGUAGAAUUCCGACUCAGAGUGUUGGAUCCCAAGAAACGUACUAAUAAACAUAAAGAAAAUGAGGCAAUACAAUUUGACUUUGACAUUCAAACUGACAACGCAGAAGAAGUAGCCUCGGAAAUGGCUAAAUCUAGCCUUAUACUCGAAGAAGAUGUUAAGGCUGUGGCAAAAAUGUUAAAAUCGCAAAUCAGUACUUUGUUGCGAGAGAGAGAAGAACGUAAAGCCAAAGAAGAAAAGGAACGUUUAGAUCGAGAAGCAGAUAGCGCUAAUACAACCACUGAAAAUUUGUUGCAACAACAAUUAUUACUUCAACAAAUGCAAUUGCAACAACAGCAACAACAACAGAUACAAUCAAACAUGGGUAUUCAAAUUCAGAGUCAAGUACAAAUGCAGUUGCAACAGAAUCAAAUACCUUUGCAGCAGCAGCAGCAACAGAUACAAACUGCUGCACAACAACCUCCGCAGCAUAAUUUACAGCCACAACAAGUUCAAUUGGUUCAACAACAACCAUUAAUGCAACAACAAACAUCUGUUGUUCAACCGCAGCAAGCACAGCAAAUGCAACAAGUACCUCAAGUUUCACAGCAGCAAGUACAAUACCAACAACAGCAAUAUCAACAGCAGCUACAACAACAAUAUCAACAGCAACAGCAGCCACAACAAUUUCCUUCGCAUGUUUCACAAAAUUUAACUGCUACUUCACAAUGUUCUACCCCUCAGACUGUACAAACUCAAUCACAGUUUCCUCAAGUACCUCAACAAAUACAACAACAGCAACAUUUGCAUCAACAACAGCAAUACAUACAAUUGAAUGUGCCGCAACAAAUGGGCCAUCAAAUACAACAGCAAAUACCGCCACAAAUACAAAUUUUACCACAACCGCAACAUAUGCAUCAACAAAUACCACAACCUCAACAGGUGCAAUAUUCUCAACCGCAAAUACAGCAUGUUCAGCAAGUACAUUCGCAUUCGGUAAAUUCUCCGCCAGUUCAAAAUCAACAAUACUAUCAACAAAGUGCAACAGGAACCUCAGGAUACAGUACGCAAUCUAUAUAUCAACAAAAUAUAUCUCAACAAAUGUAUCAUUCAUACGCUGGCUCAAAUUCUUCUGGCCAUGUUGAAAUUUUACCAUCCAACCAAUCUACCGCUCAAAUAUAUUCUCAUCCGAGCAUCCCUCAGAAUACAGCACCUUCAACUUCACAACCUUAUAUACAACCACAACCAGGACAAGCAUCUGUACCAUCCGGUCUAAAUAUUCAAAGCACAUCAUCAGUAACUCACAUACAAAAUACAAUAACUUCUACAAUUCCAAUGCAAAAUGCAUCGUCGAUUAUUUCAAAUGGUGGCCACCAGCCUCAACAUCAACAAAACGUUUUGGUUCAAAUGCAAUAUUCACAAAAUUCUAAUAUCCCUACUACUGUACCUAUAUCAUCUGGUAUUUCUGUGCAAUCAACAACAACAUCUCAACAUCAACAAUCUUUUAUUUCAAGUACAGAGCAAUGUUCUAACACAGAUAGGUCAUCCUUAUCUAAACAAGAUACAAUGGAUUCUGUGCAAUCUCUUCCACCAGACGUACCAUCUAAUAUUCAGGAUCAAGGGAACGUUUCUACUAUAUCUGGUAGCGCUACAUCCCAAGCAACAGUGCCAAAUGAAGGAAUGAGUCAAGAAAGUACCGAAAAUGUCACUUCGUCUGAAAGGUCUAAAGUAAAAAGAUCUGGUACAAAACGUAAGAAGCCUGGUAUAAAAUUAACAGUUUUGUCUGUAAGCAGUAACGAGGGGCAAUCAAUGACUGUUGAAUGUCAGCUAGAUACCAGCAAACAAAAAACUGUAACAUUUAAAUUCGAUAGAGAUGAUAUGGUACCUACUGACAUUGCUAACAAUCUGGUUGCUGAAAACUUAUUACCACAAUCUCAAUGUGAAACAUUCGUUGAACUGAUAGAAGAUAUUGUUAAACAAUUGCGUUUAGAUCCUACACGGUCUUUACCUCUAGUAGCACAUGGUCCACCAGAUCAGUCUGCCGGUGGUAGUCCAGUUACGAGUCGUCGACCUAGAGAUCGUGACCACAGUCUUGAUACAACUAAGAGAGACGAAACUUCAAACACUUCUACACCUACGAAAUUGUUACCGAUUGACCAAAUUCUUUCUCAUAUUACGGGUUCCUCUUCAACGGAAAAACAACAAAAUGUGCAAACACCUGAUAGCCAGAUGGGUCCUGAAAACACAUCAGCUGAAGCCUCCAGAAGAUCAUCGACUUCUACACAAAAUACAGAUACAUUAACACCGACUAAUUUACCAAGCGACCCAACGGAUCCAACUCAGGAAACUAUCGUUUCUGUAACAGCAGACACAGUUGUAGACGUACACAGCAUACUUAAAGAUGAAAUCGCUAAAUCAACGAAUCAAAAUCAAACAAACGAUUCGGCUGUAAAUCAAACAAACGAAAAAUUUAAAGAAUCCAUGGUUCAGGACGAAACUGAGCAAGAAAAGGAAAUAAAUAAAGAAACACCUGAUGCUUCAGUUACAGAAAUGACUACAUUAACUGCACCACCUCCAGCGCGAAAAAUUUCUCGUUUCUUAGUUAGUCCUGUAGUCGAGCAGAAAGUUGUUACAAGUGAAGAGGAAGAAUCUACUACUGUAGAAAGUGUAGAUAAAUCUAAUAUAUUAACAACACAAUCUAGUUCAUUAUUGCAACCAAAUACGAUUGAUGAAGGACAAGCAAAACACGAUGAUCUAGAAGUGAAUGUUUUGGAGACACAAGCUACAGAGAAAUCUAAUAUUGAAACCGUUACGCAAAGUCCUCAGUGUGUCGUAGAACAAAUGGACAAUAUUCAAACAAUUCAACAACCGGUACAGCAAUCGAUUAUUCCUCAAACUACUGUACAAGGGCAACAAGCGAUACUAUCCAUGUCACAAAUGCAACAGAAUGUUAAUGCUACGCAAUCUAGUCAACACAACGUAAUUGUUCAAGGAUCGGCAAUAACGCAGCAAUCACCUCAACAAAUACAAGUUGCACCUCAAAGUGUAAGUCUGUCACAAAAAGAUUUACAAACUUCGACUGGAAUCAAUUUAGUAGGGCAGUAUCAGAAUCAAUCUAUACCGUGCAAUUUUCUGUUACAACAACAACAAAUUACCGUACAGCAAAAUUUAACGCAAAUGCACAUUCAGCCUGAACAUCAAGGGCAAAUGCAAGUUCAGCGACCGUUGCAACAAUUUCAACCUCAGCAAAUACCGCAACAACAUCAACAAUAUGUAAUACUUUCUGGACCUAUUUCACAAUUGCAACCAACUGCAAUCAUAGAUGAAAGAAACCGCAGGAUUUCUAAUAUUUCUACGACGUCGAACAUGUCCACGGAUUCACAAAUUUCAGAAACUGCUAGUGUAACAGAUGACAAAAAACAAUCAAUAGUUGUGCCCAAUUUAUCGAUGCCUCAAAUGCAGUCUGUACAAUAUAUUUCUCAAACAGAUGGAUCAAACAUUACUCCUUUGUCACAAACUGUUUUAGAACCAAUCCAACAACUUCAAACGACUCCUCAAACUAAUGUCCCCAGUGCAUCUAUACCUGUGCAUCAAGUUGUUAGUGCAGAAGUUACUCCUAAAGUUAUGCUUAAAACGAAAGAAGUUUCUUCAACGCUUCCAGAUUUAGCACAAAAUUUAGCAAAUAUACUUUCAAACCCAAAAUCAAAAUCUGUGACUCCUCAUUGUUUAACUAACCACGAGCCAAGCCAAACUGUAAAUAUUUCCGGAACCACAGUACUCGAAUAUAAACCAACUCUUCAACCUGAGCAGUAUUUCCAACCUAUUCAACCUGAAGCAAGUCAAAUACAAAUACAGUCACAAUUACCACAUAAUUAUCAAGCGAACAUGACACAGCAAGUAAUUCCACAAACGUUUCAAAUCAGUCAACAGUCUCAUCAAGCUCAGGUACCUUUGCAACAAACAGUGCAACUAAAUACAACUCAUCAGGUCGAUUCUCAGUUACAAAUGGCACAACAAAACUUCCAAGGAGUAGCAGUUCAUGCAUUAAGUUCACAGAAUAAAUGGAUUGCUCCUAUGAAUCAAAUAAUACAACAAACUGCGCCGAUAAGACACGUUCAACAGACCCAGCCACAAUUGCAACAAACUAUCUCACAAUAUGUUGUACAAGAUACUCAAAAUUUAGAAAGUUCUACUCCUUCUGAUCAGUCUCAGUUUCAUUUAAAGCUCCCUGAUCAACAACUCUCAGGAAAAAUAUCCGAGACGGAAGCUCAAGAAGGGAUUAAUUUAACUGGCCAUCUGAAGCACUUAAUGUAGGCACGCCACCUAUAAGUUACCCAGCUACUCCUCAUAAUCACCAAAUGAUAGGUGGAUAUGAUGCCUAUAUGCAUUCUUUGCAACAGAAACUUGUUAAUAUUGGCAUGCCAAUUUCCACUACACACGGUACAGGACCUCUAUCACCUCAAACUACAUUACAGUCUACUGCAACCUUGGCUGAUUCAAGUGUUACAACAAGUGUAGAAAAUUCUGUUUUAGUUCAGGAAAGCUCGAUUCAUCAACUUGCACUUUCUCAAACUCACGUGGAUUAUUCUCUCGAUAGUCCAACACCUGGAGGAGCUCCUGUAGGAUCUGAAACUAUGAGUCCCAGCAAAGAAAGUAUAAAAGUUCGAACGCAAAGACCAGGAUCUCGUCUCCAGGAAUUAGAACAGGAAUUAGCAAAAAUUCAUCAUAGAGGGUCGAUUUUACCAACAGCUUCGCCACAACCUUUAACACCGCCUGUAUCCGUCGUUGGGUCUGUCCAAAUGCAACCUACUCAAAGUUUACUGACUACCAUUCCACCUAUAACUGCUGUGCCUGUCGCUACUGUUACUCCCAGUGUCAUUACAUCACGCUCGGAUACGAACACUCCAGUGCAAAUAGAAUCUCAAGAAAAUGCUUCUGAGAAGGUUAGUACAACACAACCUGUUAGAAAAAUAUCAAGAUUCGUGGUUUCCAAGGUCGCAGGUCCUCCUAGUAAUGCUGCUAUAUCAAUUCAACAACAUGCCGAUAUAUCAAAAAAUCAAGUAGAAGAUUCAAAGGUUUAUCAUGUAGAUGAUACACAAGACAAACCAUGGAACUGGAAACAUUGCAGAGAAGACACAGAGAAGAAUUGGAACGAUUUCAACAGCAUCAAUUGCAGCUAUUAAUUCAACAACAACAGCAAGCAAGUGCGCUUCAUCAACAUCACCAUCAACAUCAUCCAGUUCUUUAUCAUACCGUUGCAACUAGUGUGACAGGACAAACUAGACUUCCAGGUACAGAAGAUUAUUUAAUGUUUAAUACAACACCCCAAACUCCUUUGCAAAAAGCUCCAAGUAAUUAUCCAGAUACGGAUGAAACAUUACGAUUAGCUAUGCAGAAAUUGAAGCAAACUCCUCUGCAACUACAAUCACAACAGGCAGCAACUGGAAUACCACAUGCUUAUGUUAUUCCAAUUCCAGUAGUGCCUUCUGAAACUAUGCAAAAUGUGUCUACUCAACAAUCUGCUAGUUAUUCGAGUGAAAUCACAGAAUCUCUUGAACCAGUACAUAAUCCGGCAAUUAUAAAUCCUGCGCAAUAUCAGUUCACACCUAUUUUAUCAGACGGAACAAAUAUUGCAGUAUCUUCUACUGGAUCAUUAGUCACACCUAUACCGAUAUCAAGUUCAACGGGAAGUGGGGCUUACAUUCAGUAUCACGAUAAUCAAACGUUAUCAAAUUUUCAAACAUUCAGCUGUACACCACAUGGUGGUUUCUUUUUACCAGCUGGCUAUCGACUAAUAUACGCUCCACCUGGCGGAACAUCACAGUCUCAACCAGCUACGCCAGCUACCCCACAUAUAGGAAAUUCUCAUGAUGGUACACCGCCGGCAGAACCUUUGCAUACCACAAAUGUCGACAAUUCAACAGCUCCUUCUUCCCAUAUCGAUCAAUAACGUAAUCUUCAACGAGUUUUGAUCUAUAUUUUUCGAUUUAUUCAUUUUUCUAACACAUUCUUUAUUUAAACGUUGCCCUUUAUCCACUAGUAUGAGAAUCAUGCAUUAUUACGAUUGUUAUUCUAUUAUAGUUUUGCUAAUUGCUACCCUCAUCCUCGUGGAUAUGUAUGCGAGGAGACGCGAAUGAAAGUAUUUAGGAUGUAUUCGAUAUUGUAACAUCCGUACGUAAUCGCUGAAAUAUUCUCGUUAUCUAUGCGUGAGCAUGACAUUAUCUGAUAUGUGCCUCGCAAGAAAAUUAAAACCUCGAUUCGUACACGGAGAAUAUUUUGAAUUAAGCUUCUGGACAAAAAACGAUAGGAAAGAAAAAAAAAUAAAAUAUUGAAAUUGAGGAUAGAGGCCUUUACAUGUACUGUGCUUAUACCUUAUUGUAGUAAAUAUCCUUCUUUAGUGAAAAUGCUUAUUAAAAGACCUUUUCUGCUCUCAAUUUAUUGAUAGCACAGUCCACACUAGUACAGGCCUCAGCUAGUCUUACAAAUGAUGGCAUAUAGCCAUUCUACUCGAUAUAUAUGUAUAACUGUUAAUGUAUACUGAAUGCUUUGGAGAAAGAGUGUAUGUUACGUGUGCAUGUAUGUGAUUGCAGGAGUCAGACAGAAAAGAAAUAUGAUUAAUAUAGUCACUGUUAUGCUUUAAUGUAUUUCUAGCGAUUUUACCUACUUCAAUUAAAAAAAAAGUCAUGUGUUACUAGUUAGCGGUCUUAUGUAUCUUAUCUAAUAUUAUAUCAACUAUUAUCUUUUUUAGACUCGAUUGUGAAUAUUUUUAUCAUAGCGUAUUUAAUUUAUCGAAGUUUAUUUCACUUAAAUUGGCAUUUCAUUUACAGUACGUUUUGAAAUAUAUUUGCACAAUCCAUUCCUUUGAAUAUUUUAGGAAUUUUUGUUAUUUAGCACUUUAAUUUCUGAUGAAAAUAAUAGUAGUCAUCAUAAAUAUUGAGAAUCUAAUUUAAAAAAAAAAAAAGCUCAAUAGAGACAUGACAUAAGUAUGAAAUUCAUACAUGUUUUAACGAUAUCAAAAAUCUCGAAAAAUAUAUUUUAAAUUUUCAUCUGUGCUAUCACAUAUUGCAUUUUGCAAUAUAGUUAAGAAUAGCUUAUUUGUAUAAUUACAAAUAUUACUAUUGUUCAUUGGUGAUCAUAAUGUUAUAUUUAUUUCGUUCAAAUAAUUGCAGUUCAUGUCGCUUUUAAUGUUGCGAUUUACUACUGCUUUCAGCAUGAAUUUAUUAUUGUCAGUAUUAGAAUUUCAAAAACUAUUUUAUAAUUUUGAAUAUGAAGUUUUUUCUUCUAAUCUUCAAGUUAUUAGUACUCGAUCAUGAUAUAGAUAUAUUAAAUUCCACCCGAUUGUUCUAUAUAUACAUACAAUUUAUUUUUAAGUUUUGCAUAUCACAAUUUUGUUUUCUUUUUUCAGUUUAUUGGUGAAAAAUACGAUUAUAUCUUUGAAUAUUGAAUAUUGAAUCCAGUUGAUCCACCUGAUAAUAAAUUCAUGUGGCUGUUGAACGAAACAUUGUAAUAAUUGUAUGUAUUUCUUAUGGAAAUACGUUGCAAUUAUUCUUAUAUAGCUAUUUUAAAUAAAUUUAUUAGAUAAUACUCAAAGAAAAUGCAUAACAUAUAAUACUUAAUGUACAUAUUAUUCAUUUACUGUUAGGUGGAUUGGCUUUCGAUAAAAAUACAGCUUCUAUGUUUGUUAAUAAAAGCUGAGUAUAUGAAAUUUCGAAAAUAAACUAUGUUUAAAUGUAAUAAUUUACAGUGAUACAAUUUGCUAAAAAUCGACUUUUAAUUUUUUAAACUUAUUCAUUGAAUGUGAUGAAAUGAAUGAAAUAAGACAAUAGAGAUAAAUAUUAUUUCAUCAACACAGCAUUGCAACGGACUACUUCCUUCCAAAUACAUUAUACAUAAUGUGAUUUUAACUAUACUUAGUAUUAUGAUAAUAAUAUAAUUGGAGUAAAUUUUUGUAAAACAUUUUUGUUGUUUUACCAAAGAAUACCAAACAAUACUGUUACAUACAAGAAAAAAAUUACAACAUGAAUUUAUCAUAGUUCUUUUCUACUAAUAUGGCAUCUAACUUGAUGGAAUUGAACUUAGUACAUUCAGACGUAGAUAUUAUAAUAUAUUUUUCAGAAAAUAUGACAAAAAACAAGUAAAUCAUAUUUUGCUACAUUUAAAAAUUUCACACAUAAAAUCUUAGUGCAUAUUGUUGGAUCAGAAUUUAAUGAACUAAUUUAUUAAAAUUAUUUAAUUUAUUUAACAAAUUCAUAUAAUUAAUUGCAAGUAUAUUAUAGGCAAUUUGUUGAUUUAUAUACAUAUAUAUAUAAUAUAUAUAGAUUAUAUAUAUAGUAUAUAUAUAGUAUGUACUGUAUAAGUAUACUGUUUUAAGCAUAUAAAUAUAUCAUAUAAUAUUUU